CCAAGAUUUUUAAGUGAACAUGACGCAGAUGAUGUGAGGUUAAUGUUGAUACCUCAGCGUUCAGCUCGUUGACUCACAGACCAGACUGACUCUUCACCAUGUCUCGAGAGCAGCUUGCUGUUCAACAGGCCAGAAAGGCUUUCUUGACCGGAAGAUCCAAACCCCUGGACUACAGAAUCAAACAACUUAAAAACCUAAAUCGAUUCAUUAAAGAAAGAGCAGCAGACAUCACUAAUGCCCUGAGAAAAGAUCUCCAUAAGAGCGCAAACUCAACACAGUUGUUUGAGAUCCUUGGCUUGGAGGGAGAGAUCAAUCUGGCUGUCAGCAAACUGGCUGAGUGGGCAGCACCUCGUCCUGUGAAUAAAAACCUUCUGACCCUCUCAGACGAUGUGUUCCUACAGCCAGAGCCUCUUGGUGUUGUGCUCAUCAUUGGGGCGUGGAACUAUCCAAUAGCAGUUACCUUGCAACCCCUUGUUGGUGCCAUUGCUGCAGGUAAUGCUGUAGUGGUGAAGCCAUCAGAAGUGAGCUCGCACACAGCCAGCGUUAUGGAGCUCAUGUCUCUCUAUCUGGAUUCUGAGAUGUAUCAAGUGGUGACAGGAGGGGUUCCAGAGACUCAGGAGCUGCUGAAGCAGCGUUUUGACCACAUCUUUUACACUGGAAACAGCACAGUAGGGAAACUUGUUAUGGAAGCAGCAGCUCGUCACCUCACACCAGUCACUUUAGAACUGGGUGGAAAAAGCCCUUGUUAUAUUGACAAGAACUGUGACAUUAGAAUUGCUUGCCGUCGCAUUACUUGGGGAAAGUAUUUGAACUGCGGUCAGACCUGCAUUGCUCCUGAUUACAUCCUCUGUGAAUCCAGCAUCCAAGACAGGGUCAUCGAUGAGAUCCAGAAAUGCAUCAAGGAAUUUUAUACAACUGACCCCAAGGCCUUUGAAGACUAUGGACGGAUUAUCAACCAACGGCAUUAUAAAAGGAUAAUGGCACUUUUGGAGGGUAGCACAGUGGCUAUAGGAGGAGACAGUGAUGAAUCUGUGUGUUACAUUGCUCCCACUGUUUUAAGAGACGUGACGCCAGCAUCAAAAGUGAUGCAGGAAGAGAUCUUCGGGCCAAUUCUGCCCAUCGUCACUGUCAAUGGCUUAAAAGAAGCCAUUGAGUUCAUCAACGAUCGAGAAAAGCCACUAGCUCUCUAUGUCUUCUCUUCUAGUAAAAAGGUCAUUAAACAGAUGGUAUCGGAGACGUCUAGCGGUGCGCUCUUAGCCAAUGACUGCAUGGUGCAUUUCACCCUAAGUGAUUUGCCUUUUGGAGGGGUUGGGUAUAGUGGAACCGGUCGUUACCAUGGUAAAUACAGUUUCGAUCAGGUCAGUCACCUUCGCAGCUGCCUUAUUAAGAAGCUGAACAUGGAGGCAGUAAAUCAGAUGCGCUACCCGCCCCAUACAACCGAGAAGUUACGCUGGGCCCGUGUUCUUCUCUUAAAGCAAAUAAAUGUGACUCGGUGGCGUCAGAUGGCACAGGUUGCUGUACUUGCAGCACUUGCCGCUUUUGUGGUAAAGAGGUUUUUGCGGUGACAAGUGGAGGAAAACAUGAAGAUUGUCUUUAUGACCCCAUCAUCACCCAUUAACUUAGAGGGCUGUUGAUUUGCUAUCAGCCUUUGCAUAUUAAAUAUGUUAAUGUUUAUCCAACACUAACUGUAAAUGGAGAAGAUGGAGAGCCUGCAUACCUUUUUAAAUCAGAUGAUAUCAAUUCAUGUCUUUGUUACUGCCCUUGAUGUUCUGUUAACAAGUAAUAAAUCAUGUUUGUUUUUUUUAAUAGGGGUGAUACACAUAUUGGUGAUAUUUAAUAAUAGCCUUGAUUAAAUGGUUAUUAGCAAGCAAUAUGUAAUUAAGUGAAAACGUAAUCUUGAGAGUUUGAUACCAUAUCUAAAAGUUUAUUAUCUUCAGAUAAAAUAGAUUACGUUCUCUUUAAUAUUGAGGUGUUGUGCAUUUGAAUAAACAUCAUCUGUAUUACA
This is a messenger RNA of Danio aesculapii, 2005 nucleotides long. It is a transcript of the gene aldh3a2a, whose product is annotated as aldehyde dehydrogenase 3 family, member A2a. The record is from RefSeq and is a predicted model, not a curated record. The transcript has 11 exons. Gene Ontology annotation, biological process: aldehyde metabolic process. Gene Ontology annotation, molecular function: aldehyde dehydrogenase (NAD+) activity. The coding region runs from base 99 to 1565 and encodes 488 amino acids. Gene Ontology annotation, cellular component: cytoplasm. Lineage: Eukaryota; Metazoa; Chordata; Actinopteri; Cypriniformes; Danionidae.